Molecule: messenger RNA, 1092 nt
Organism: Ahaetulla prasina
Lineage: Eukaryota; Metazoa; Chordata; Lepidosauria; Squamata; Colubridae
Gene: IZUMO1
Product: izumo sperm-oocyte fusion 1
Exons: 9
Coding region: 1-1092 (363 amino acids)
Biological process (GO): sperm-egg recognition; heterotypic cell-cell adhesion; fusion of sperm to egg plasma membrane involved in single fertilization
Cellular component (GO): acrosomal membrane; plasma membrane
Molecular function (GO): protein binding involved in heterotypic cell-cell adhesion; signaling receptor binding
Source: RefSeq, a predicted model, not a curated record
AUGUCUUGGUUAGAGCUUGGGCUUCUCUUGACCAUGGUUAUCACAGGAUCUCAGGGUUGUUUAAAAUGUAGCAAAGAAGCCAUUGCACUUGAAGAAGAGUUCAAAAAUAGCUACCUGGAAAAAAAGCUCCAAAGAGACCCUGAACUCAAAACAAAAUUGAAGCAACUCCUGGACAAUACCAUGGAGAGGUUAUGGCAACAAUCCAUAGAUCCAGAAAAAUAUAUGGGUAUUAUUGAUGAAUUAACACUAAAAAAACUCACUGCCUACUUCAAGCGCUCCCUGAAUCAGAUCAAGGAAAAUAACUUUGAAGGUGAGCAGCUUUUCAAUGAAAUGAUGUGGAGCCUCCAGAAACUGAUGACUUAUUUUCAAGAGGUCAUGCCACAAGUUUCAAAACUCUAUUGCAGCAAUGAAUGUGGUAAGAUGUUUUAUACUCUUAUCAGCUGUGGCUCAUGUAUUACAAAUCAGUACAGCUGUACCAAGAACUUCAGGUGUGGAGAACGGAAAGUUCAAGUGGAAACGGAUGAAGAUUUGAUUUUGGAUUGUGCUCUGAAAUGGCAUAAGGCAAGCCAUGGAGUGAAGACAUACAGGUUCUACCGGAUGGUGGGUAACAAGGAGGAGCUGAUGGCCAGUGGGGCAGAUUCCUUUCUGACCAAGAAAGAAGCCAAUAUGAAAGAUGCAGGCACAUACCGAUGUAGAAUGGUAGACACAAAUGGCUAUACGUCCAGCGAGCUUGACUUUCAAGUUGUGGUGCUACCUCCAAAAGACAAGACCACCUGGUUUACCCGCCCACCACCACUGGUUUCACGGCCAUCAUCACUGUCUUCACUACCAUCAUCAUUAUUGUCACCGCCACUUGUGACGGUGAAAAAUCCACUCACUAUAGGGCUUUCUUCCAGGGCUCCGCCCCCUGAAGCUGAUUGGACAGCUUGGAAAGUGAGCGGGAUUACAGGAGGUGUGCUGUUCUUCGUUGUUGUUGCUUUUUUAUGUUAUUAUCGUCGUAUGGCUAAGGAGGAGGAAGAGGAUGAUGAUAAUGAUGAUGACGAUGAUGAUGACGAGAGUGACAGUGAGAGUGACAAUGAAUCAGAGAGUUAG